This is a messenger RNA of Coregonus sp. 'balchen', 10114 nucleotides long. NCBI's taxonomy places the organism in Eukaryota, Metazoa, Chordata, Actinopteri, Salmoniformes, Salmonidae. The record is from the annotation of a GenBank genome assembly.
AUGGCCUAUUGAAUUUCGCCGAAGGACUAGAUUCAGAUUUGUUUUUGGAAGAAACACUUGCUCGCUGUGUUGUAGAAGACACUGUCAUGUUUGCGGAUAAUCUUUAAUGUCUCGACAUCAAAACCUAAACAAUGUCUAUCCAAACGCUGACCGAAAGUAAGUUGUAACGCUCAUUUCAGCCUACUAAACAGUUAGCUAUUGUGAUUAUGCUAACUAGGUAGCUAGUUACCUAGCUUAGCCAGCUACUAUGGUUGGUGGUCAUAAUCACCAACAAAGUUAGCUAGCUCAUUCGCCUAUGCAAAUCCUUGUGCUAUUGAAUGACAUUAUAUACGUUUGUAAAGAAAACACAGCCCCAGCUAUGCGUUGCUGUUUGCUUGAGCUGAGUGCAUAUAAUUUCUCUCCCGCAGUCAACCCAUGUUUUCUCGACACCUGACCGCGUUUGGCUCUCACUGGUUGCCCCCAACUCAAGCCCCGUUGGGCGGCUGGAGGAACGUACCAUACCCCAGUUACCCAUGUCGGCCGGGUGUGCCCCCUUCGCCUCAACUCUCCCACCCCACCAGGCACCUCUCAGGGGCCUUCCGACCGCAAGAUACCCACAACACCAAUUGGGCAAGACUACAGUCCAGACAACACCUCCCACCAGGGUUCCCUUUUCACGGUUUUCCUCAUCAACACUUCCACCUUGGACUGAUGGAGCGCUCAGACAAGGAGCCUCCAAACAAGCGGAGGAGGAGUUCAGAGGAGAGGGGUCCAGGGGAUAGGUCCAAGGGCUCCCCCAAACGAGAGUACGCACCACGACAGGCUCGUAGUGCCACAACCAGCCCCAACUACUGGUUCAAAGACGGGAAACCACCACCGCCGCCUCCUGGGACAAGUCCACCAAGACAGGCAUUGGGUAUUACUUCAGUUUCAAAAACUGCCGCUUUUCUUGAAAACACCAUUUAUUCUUUUAUAUGAAAUUAAACUGAGGUAGAUUAGGUUUAGUCCAAUAUGGGCCCUGUCAAGCAGUGUCAUUCACAUUCUAAACAUAUUGUUUUGUUUGUGCAUUUCCAGAGCUGAAGAGACAAUGGGAGGACUUUUCCCACUGCUAUAAGUCCAGACCUCAGUCUGGUGGUGGGAGGCAAGAACCACCCGUUGACUUCUCUGUGAUGUCGUAUAACAUCCUCUCUCAGGACCUACUACAUGACAAUAACUACCUGUACAAACACUGUAGCUCCUCCAUCCUCAACUGGAACCACAGGCUCUCCAACAUCCUGAAAGAGCUCAAAGAGCACAACACAGAUGUAAGUGAUUGGUUUAUGAAUCAUUACUGAUGGUACAAGAAAGUAUCUCCCACCAGUUACCUGAUCUAUUAGCUUGUGAUCGAUUCAGAUUUUCAACAUAUUCAUCAUCACAAGGAACAGAGAACACAACAUAGUGGCCCUGUUUUGACUAGUUCAAAUCUGUAUCCCUUAGAGCAAGUCAGUGGUGAUGACACUGCUUAAUUUCAUGUUAGAUGUGUACUGUGGAAUGAAGUCAAACUUUGUCUCUAUAGAUAAUGUGUCUGCAGGAGGUGCAAGAGGACCACUAUGAAAAACAGAUCAAACCCUCUCUAGAAGCAUUAGGUAAUGCUGUUUUGUACUCACUGUGUUGCCCUCACUGUUUUGUUUAAUAAGACUAAGCCUAUUAUUUUGAGCUGUAGCUCUGCCUAUUGAAAUUGAAAAGCUCUUAUCAGCCUGUCAAAAUAAUACAAUGGAAACUGGAUGCAGAAGCAAGUGAUCUUGCCAUUGGAGGUUACAUGUAAUAUGACCACUAGAGGGAGCCACAGGCAUAGGUAAUUAAUAUUUUCUCAAACCACUUGGUUUUCCUGAAGAAAAUGAAGUAGCACGAGUGGUUCAGGUAUUCCAAAACCUAUUUCCUGUUUAAAUAAUUAAAAAACAUUUAAAUCUUGUACAUUUUUCAUCACAGUUUAUGAGAAAUGUGUCCUAUUUUCUUUAAUGUAGUGAUGUUUAUUUCCCAUUUCUUUCCCCAGGUUACCAGUGUGAGUACAAGCGGAGGACAGGCAGGAAGCCUGACGGCUGUGCAGUGGUCUAUAAGAAGGACCGCUUCUCCCUGCUGUCCAGUCACCCAGUGGAGUACUUCCGCCGGGGCAUCCCCCUGCUAGACCGGGAUAACGUGGGCCAGGUGCUGUUACUGCACCCAACGGGAUCCUCCAGGCCUGAUGCCUGCGUUUGUGUGGCCAAUACACACCUCCUGUACAACCCCCGGCGCGGGGACAUUAAGCUGGCCCAGCUGGCCAUACUGCUGGCAGAGAUCAGUACAGUGUCCCGCCUCCCUGACGGCAGCUCCUGUCCCAUCGUCCUCUGUGGGGACUUUAACUCUGUGCCCUGGUCUCCCCUGUACAGCUUCGUUAGGGAGAGCAGGCUGGAGUACGACGGUAUUCCCAUAGGCAAGGUGAGGGCCAUCAUCUACACACCCAGCCUCUUUCUGUCACUUUCUGCAGUGAGAUAAUAAGCUCUGUGGCUGAAGCUGAUUACUGCAGAGGGAACAUAAUGUUCAUGGAGUACUGCCAAAAAAUGUGAGCUGCUAUAAAAUGUUCCUUGAGCUCUUCUCUGUCAGUCAUCAUGCUCUAGUAUUUCUUGUUCAUUUUCAACCUGGGUUGAAUGGCCAUUCGAUGUGAUUUUUAUGCUUACCACCAAAUAACCACAUUAGUGUACAGUAAGUUGCUUUACUGCGCUAGACAAAACGGUGUGAACCUAUCUUAAAGCAACAGUGUGUGUGUGCAGGUGUCAGGGCAGGAGGAGAAUCCCAGAGGCCAGCGGAUCCUGACCGUGCCCAUUUGGCCCCUUAGCCUGGGCGUUACCCAGCAGUGCCAGCAUGCGACGGCCCCUACAGGUGACCUAUGGCGGUCCAUCCACCGUCUUAUUCCCCACACUGGCUCAGUGAAGAGCCUCAGGCCAUUACCAACACUGAGGAAAUGCACCCUUCUUUCUUCUGAUCUGUAUAUGACGUUAAUACUCUUCUUUCCUCCCAGAUGUUGACGGGGGAGUCGCCAACAUGUCUGUGCAGGACUUUGCAGCACAAGCUAUGGCAGCUAUGAACAGGUCAGUUAGCUCCGGUUGGUUUUCGGGGUUAAAUAAUCAUUUAGUUGAGACAGACAGUGUGAUCCCUACAGUCUCUGUUGUUUUACUGUCAGUUAGUUCUUAAUUCUGUCAUGUAACUGUAAGUGAUCUGAUCCUGUCAGAGGACCUACACCAGCCAGAGCUCCUCUGACUAACAGCAGGCCUUCAAUAUGAAUACUUUUCACACAGUUGAGUGUCUGUGCUGCUCGACGGAAAUGUAAUUUGUUUUGACUGGCGUCUGCACAUCUGACAGCCGAGGCUGAUUUUUCCACCUCUCUCCCCGUUCUCUCUCUCCCCCUUCUCUCACUCUCUCGUUUGCAUGCCUUGGAGAAUGGAGGAGACAGGAGUUGCCACAUCCUUCCCCUACAAUGUUAAUUUGAAGCGAGUGGAACUGCUCAUAGGGAGAAGUGACAAGUCUAUCUCUGGAUGAUUUGUUGUUUGUCCAGUAUAGUCAGAACUUCAAGGAGCAACUGUCUGUCUUAAUUAGCAGUUGAAGUUAAGCCAGUGCCCUGUGUGACACUGUGUCUCUCCCCCUCCCCAUGUCCAGACCCAGUAUAGAGCACAGUCUGAGGCUGACGUCAGCUUACUCCCACUACCUGACAGAGGAUGGCAGGCCUGAGAUCACCACCUGUCACUCCAGGACAGCCAUCACUGUGGACUACAUCUUCUACUCCGCAGGAACCGGGGACAUUUCCACUCAGCCAGGUACCCACACACAGUAUACUACAUACAACACAUAGGAUUUGUUGAUUGAUUGUUACACUGGCCUUGGAGCAGGGUGGCAUCUGAUAAUCAAUAUUGUUUAUGAUAAGGUCGGUCCUGCAAUGUGACUUCUGUAGAUGCUGCAGUGCAGUGGGCUGUGGAGUGAGACUCCCAGGCUGCAUUAUGGAACCAGGGCUACAUUUUCCCUGAUCAAGAUCGCAUCUGGAAAAACUCAGGGCCUUAAAGGGAUACUUUGGGAUUUUGGCAAUGAGGCCCUUUAUCUAAUGAGGCCCUUGGAAUCCAAGAUGGCGUAGCAGUGCGGUCGUGUAUUCUGUAGUGUGCUCAUGUAAAUAGCCUGUUUUUAGUUUUUUUGUAUUUUUUGUAUAUAUUUCUCAAUCUCACUUUUCAUCCUUCAACUAAAUAUACUUUCCUGCAAACCGCCUCACCCAAUGUGGAACGGAUUCUAUUAUUUCUUAUACCUUCUUAUCUAGAACCUCCGGCUGAAACUAGCCAGCUAACUAGCUACUUGCUAUUAGCCACAGUUAGCGUUUUUCACCAUUGUCCGUGGCCUGCACUACCUACCAGCCAGCUCUAGCCUGGACAAUUAUCGGCCAGUCUGCACAGCGCGCUAUCGACCCAGAACAUAUCGGAUUUUCUGCCGGAAUCACUGAAUCACUGGACCUUAACACCGGAUCAUCGCAACUAGCUAGCUGCAACCGAAUGGAUGUUGUUGUUGGCUAAUCACCACUGUCCCGAAGCAAGCACCAGUUAGCCUUGAGCUAUCCUCGAGCCAGGCCCAUCUCCCGGCUAUCUACCUCUCUGUCAACUAGACGGGACCUCCUAGUGUCGACACAGAGCCCCGCCGAUCCAUCACGACUGGUCUGCUGACGUAAUCGUCUGAUGUGGUUUCAACAGGCUUCCUGUUGCUAUGACCACGAAGAGCCAUCUGCUAGCCCUGGCCCGCUAGCACACGCAAUCAACAGCCGUGCCUCCUGCUCGCCUGUGCCGUAGCAGCCAUCGAACUGCUCCCGGACUCACCUAUUGCUGUUCACUGGACCUUAUGAUAACUCAGCUACACAGCUGAUGCCUGCUGGACCGUUCCUUUACACAGUACCCCAUCCUGUUUAUCUGUCCUGUUUAUCUGUUUAGCCUCAGCCCAAGCAUUCGUCGCCAUUACCAGUUGUUGUCUUAGCUCUCUCGAAUAACACUUGUGAUUGCUUUAUGCCUCUCUCCCAUGUCAAUAUGCCUUGCCUAUUGCUGUUUUGGUUAGUUCUUAUUAUACAAUUUCACUGUAGAGCCCCCAGUCCCGCUCAACCUGCCUCAGAUAGUUCCUUUGUCCCACCCCCCAUACACGCGGAGACCGGCUCAAUCGGUGCCUCCAGUGAUGCUAUCUCUUUCAUUGUUACCCAACGCUUAGGUUUACCGCCACUGUACUCAUAUCCUUCCAUAUCCUUGUCUGUACAUAAUGCCCUGAAUCUAUUCUACAACGCCCGGAAAUCUGCCCCUUUUAUUCUCUGUACCCAACGUACUACAAGACCAGUUCUUAAAGCCUUUAGCCGUAUCCUUAUUCUACUCCUCCUCUGUUCCUCUGGUGAUGUAGAGGUUAACCCAGGCCCUGUAGCCCCCAGUAUCACUCCUACUCCCCAGGCGCUAUCAUUUGUUGACUUCUGUAACCGUAAAAGCCUUGGUUUCUUGCAUGUUAACAUCAGAAGUCUCCUCCCUAAGUUUGAGUUAUUCACUGCGUUGGCACACUCCACCAACCCUGAUGUUCUAGCAGUGUCUGAAUCCUGGCUUGGGAAGGCUACCAAAAACUCUGAAAUUUCCAUCCCCAACUACAACAUUUUCCGUCUAGAUAGAACUGCCAAAGGGGGCGGAGUUGCAAUCUACUGUAGAGAUAGCCUGCAGAGCUCUAUCAUACUAUCCAGGUCUGUUCCCAAACAGUUUGAGCUUCUACUUCUAAAAAUCCACCUUUCCAGAAAUAAGUAUCUCACUGUUGCCGCUUGCUACAGACUCCCCUCAGCCCCCAGCUGUGCCAUGGACACCAUAUGUGAAUUGAUUGCCCCCCAUCUAUCCUCAGAGUUCGUACUGCUUGGUGACCUAAACUGGGAUAUGCUUAACACCCAGGCCGUCCUACAAUCUAAACUAGAUGCCCUCAAUCUCACACAAAUUAUCAAGGAACCUACCAGGUACAACCCUAAAUCCAUAAACAUGGGCACACUCAAGAAAGCAAAGGCUAGCUUUUUCAAACAGAAAUUUGCAUCCUGUAGCACUAACUCCAAAAUGUUUUGGGACACUGUAAAGUCCAUGGAGAAUAAGAGCACCUCCUCCCAGCUGACCACUGCACUGAGGCUAAGAAACACUGUCACCACAGAUUAAAUCUACGAUAAUUGAGAAUUUCAAUAAGCAUUUUGCUACGGCUGGUCAUUCUUUCCAUCUAGCUACCCCUACCCCGGCCACCAGCUCUGCACCCUCCGCUUCUCCUUCACCCAAAUUCAGAUAGCUGAUGUUCUGAAAGAGCUGCAAAAUCUGGACCCCUACAAAUCAGCUGGGCUAGACAAUCUGGACCCUUUCUUUCUAAAAUUAGCUGCCGAAAUUGUAGCAACCCCUAUUACUAGCCUGUUCAACCUCUUUCGUAUCAUCUGAGAUCCCCAGAGAUUGGAAAGCUGCCGCGGUCAUCCCCCUCUUCAAAGGGUGUGACACUCUAGAUCCAAACUGUUACAGACCUAUAUCCAUCCUGCCCUGCCUUUCGAAGUAUUUGAAAGCCAAGUUAACAAAUAGAUCAUCGACCAUUUCGAAUCCCACCGUACCUUCUCUGCUAUGCAAUCUGAUUUUCGAGCUGGUCAUGGGUGCACCUCAGCCACGCUUAAGGUCCUAAACGAUAUUAUAACCGCGAUCGAUAAAAGACAGUACUGUGCAGCCGUCUUCAUCGACCUGGCCAAGGCUUUCAACUCACCGCAUUCUUAUUGGCAGACUAAAUAGCCUUGGUUUCUCAAAUGACUGCCUCGCCUGGUUCACCAACUACUUCUCAGAUAGAGUUCAGUGUGUCAAAUCGGAGGGCCUGGUGUCUGGACCUAUGGCAGUCUCUAUGGGGGUGCCACAGGGUUCAAUUCUUGGGCCGAGUCUAUUCUCUGUGUAUAUCAAUGAUGUUACUCUUGCUGCUGGUGACUCUGAUCCACCUCUACGCAGACGACACCAUUUUGUAUACAUCUGGCCCUUCAUUGGACACUGUUAACAAACCUCCAAACGAGCUUCAAUGCCAUACAACACUCCUUCCGUAGCCUCCAACUGCUCUUAAACACUAGUAAAACUAAAUGCAUGCUCUUCAAUCGAACGCUGCUUGCCCCCGCCCGCCCGACUAUAAUCACUACUCUCGGCGGGUCUGACUUAGAAUUUGUGGACAACUACAAAUACCUAGGUCUCUGGUUAAACCGUAACCUCUCCUUCCAGACUCACAUUAAGCAUCUCCAAUCCAAAGUUAAAUCUAGAAUCGGCUUCCUAUUUCGCAACAACGCCUCCUUCACUCAUGCUGCCAAACAUGCCCUCGUAAAACUAACUAUCCUACCGAUCCUUGACUUCGGCGGUGUCAUUUACAAAAUAGCCUCCAACACUCUACUCAGCAAAUUGGAUGUAGUCUAUCACAGUGCCAUCCGUUUUGUCACCAAAGCCCCAUAUACUACCCACCAUUGUGACCUGUACGCUCUCGUUGGCUGGCCCUCACUACAUAUUCGUCGCCAAUCCCACUGGCUCAAGGUCAUCUAUAAAUCUCUGCUAGGCAAAUCCCUGCCUUAUCUUAGCUCAUUGGUCACCAUAGCAACACCCACCCGUAGUAUGCGCUCCAGCAGGUAUACAUUGAGGGAAAAAAGUUUUUGAUCCCCUGCUGAUUUUGUACGUUUGCCCACUGACAAAGAAAUUAUCAGUCUAUAAUUUUAAUGGUAGGUUUAUUUGAAAAGUGAGAGACAGAAUAACAACAAAAAAAUCCAGAAAAACGCAUGUCAAAAAUGUAAUAAAUUGAUUUGCAUUUUAAUGAGGGAAAUAAGUAUUUUACCCCCUCUCAAUCAGAAAGAUUUCUGGCUCCCAGGUGUCUUUUAUACAGUUAACGAGCUGAGAUUAUGAUCACACUCUUAAAGGGAGUGCUCCUAAUCUCAGUUUGUUACCUGUAUAAAAGACACCUGUCCACAGAAGCAAUCAAUCAAAUUCCAAACUCUCCACCAUGGCCAAGACCAAAGAGCUCUCCAAGGAUGUCAGGGACAAGAUUGUAGACCUACACAAGGCUGGAAUGGGCUACAAGACCAUCGCCAAGCAGCUUGGGGAGAAGGUGACAACAGUUGGUGCGAUUAUUCGCAAAUGGAAGAAACACAAAAUAACUGUCAAUCUCCCUCGGCCUGGGGCUCCAUGCAAGAUCUCAUGAGAACGGUGAGGAAUCAGCCCAGAACUACGCGGGAGGAUCUUGUCAAUGAUCUCAAGGCAGCUGGGACCAUAGUCACCAAGAAAACAAUUGGUAACACACUACGCCGUGAAGGACUGAAAUCCUGCAGCGCCAGCAAGGUCCCCCUGCUCAAGAAAGCACACAUACAGGCCCGUCUGAAGUUUUCCAACGAACAUCUGAAUGAUUCAGAGGAGAACUGGGUGAAAGUGUUGUGGUCAGAAGAGACCAAAAUGGAGCUCUUUGGCAUCAACUCAACUCGCCGUGUUUGGAGGAGGAGGAAUGCUGCCUAUGACCCCAAGAACACCAUCCCCACCGUCAAACAUGGAGGUGGAAACAUUAUGCUUUGGGGGUGUUUUUCUGCUAAGGGGACAGGACAACUUCACCGCAUCAAAGGGACAAUGGACCAGGCCAUGUACUGUCAAAUCUUGGGUGAGAACCUCCUUCCCUCAGCCAGGGCAUUGAAAAUGGGUCGUGGAUGGGUAUUCCAGCAUGACAAUGACCCAAAACACACGACCAAGGCAACAAAGGAGUGGGUCAAGAAGAAGCACAUUAGGAUCCUGGAGUGGCCUAGCCAGUCUCCAGACCUUAAUCCCAUAGAAAAUCUGUGGAGGGAGCUGAAGGUUCGAGUUGCCAAACGUCAGCCUUGAAACCUUAAUGACUUGGAGAAGAUCUGCAAAGAGGAGUGGAACAAAAUCCCCUGACCUGGUGGCCAACUACAAGAAACGUCUGACCUCUGUGAUUGACAACAAGCGUUUUGCCACCAAGUACUAAGUCAUGUUUUGCAGAGGGGUCAAAUACUUAUUUCCCUCAUUAAAAUGCAAAUCAAUUCAUAACAUUUUUGACAUGUGUUUUUCUGGAUUUUCUUGUUGUUAUUCUGUCUCUCACUGUUCAAAUAAACCUACCAUUAAAAUUAUAGACUGAUCAUGUCUUUGUCAGUGGGCAAAUGUACAAAAUCAGCAGGGGAUCAAAUACUUUUUUCCCUCACUGUAUCUCACUGGUCAUCCACAAAGCCAACACCUCCUUUGGCCGCCAUUCCUUCCAGUUCUCUGCUGCUAAUGACUGGAACGAACUGCAAACAUCUCUGAAGCUGGAGACACUUAUCUCCCUCACUAACUUUAAGCAUCAGUUGUCAGAGCAGCUUACCGAUCACUGCACCUGUACACAGCCCAUCUGUAAUUAGCCCACCCAAGUACCUCAUCCCCAUAUUGUUAUUUAUUUUGCUCAUUUGCACCCCAGUAUCUCUAUUUAAUAAUAUAAUAAAAUGCCAUUUAGCACAUCAUCUUCUGCACAUCUAUCACUCCAGUGUUAAUAUUAAAUUGUAAUUAUUUUGCACUAUGGCUUAUUUAUUGCCUUACCUCCAUAACUUACUACAUUUGCACACACUAUAUUUAGAUUUUCUAUUGUGUUAUUGACUAUGUGUUUGUUUAUCCCAUAUGUAACUGUGUUUUUAUCGCAAUGCUUUGCUUUAUCUUGGCCAGGUCGCAGUUGUAAAUGAGAACUUGUUCUCAACUGGCCUACCUGGUUAAAUAAAGGUUAAAUAAAUAAAAAAUCUACUUCCCCAGAGUCAGAUGAACUAGUGGAUACCAUUUUUAUUUGUCUGUGUCCAGUAUGAAGGAAGGAAGUUAGUUAGUUUUGCAAGCCAAUGCUAACUAGCGUUAGCGCAAUGACUGGAAAUCUAUGGGUAUCUGCUAGCAUGCUAAGUAUCCCUUUAACCAUGUCUUUUGUCUUCCUCCCAGAGGGUCCAUUGCCAAGGCGAGGGCUGCAGCUGCUGGCCAGACUGGCCCUGGUGGGACAGACAGACCUGGAGGCCGUCAACGGGCUGCCCAAUGAGCACAACUCCUCCGAUCACCUGCCCAUACUGGCCCGCUUUCGCCUCUGCCCCUGA